AUCACCACUGCUAUAGUCAGAUACAACAUAAGAAAAACAGCGCGUGGGUAAAAAGGGCGAUAACUAGAAGAGCGACUUCUUUCCUCAACAGCAGGCGGGCCGAGUAAUGGUUUCGUUUUCAGUAAGAUUAAACCGGCGGCGGCGACGCGUCUCGUGACCCUUUGCGGCACCGCGCCGCCUGGGCACGCCAUUAGCGUUGCCGCACAAUCUGCACAAUCUCCACCCAUCAAAUAUGGCGCCUCGUACAAACACGGAUUCCUUCCGGUCUGUUUGACAAUUACAUAGCGCUCUCUCUACCUUUUGGAUCGCGUUAGUCGAGUGCCAGGUGAUCGAGGCUGAAUUCCACUUUCUGCGGGGCCAUCUGCUUUUACUGAACCAGGAAUGUCGGCGGAAACGAAAACGUUCUCCAACCCAGAGACCGCUGGUUACGUUGGUUUCGCCAAUCUGCCUAACCAAGUCCACCGAAAGUCCGUGAAGAAAGGGUUCGAGUUCACUCUUAUGGUCGUAGGGGAGUCUGGGCUCGGGAAAUCCACGCUUGUCAACAGCCUGUUCCUGACGGACCUGUACCCAGAACGCCAGCUUCCCGAUGCCAGCGGAAAAGUGAAGCAAACAGUCGCUCUGGAUGCCUCGACCGUGGAGAUCGAAGAGAGGGGGGUCAAGCUGCGUCUUACCGUGGUGGAUACACCGGGCUUCGGGGAUGCCAUCGAUAACACGGAUUGCUUCAAGUCAAUCAUCCAGUACAUCGAGGACCAGUUUGAGCGCUUCCUGUGCGACGAGAGCGGGCUGAACCGACGCAACAUCACGGACAACAGGGUGCACUGCUGCUUCUACUUCAUCUCGCCCUUCGGCCACGGGCUCAAGCCCCUGGACGUCCAGUUCAUGAAGAUGCUCCACAACAAAGUCAACAUUGUGCCCGUCAUCGCCAAAGCGGACGCACUCACCAAGAAGGAGGUCAUGCGUCUCAAGAGGAAGAUAAUGCAGGAGAUAGCCGAGCACGGGAUCCGCCUUUAUCCGCUGCCGGACUGCGACUCCGACGAAGACGAGGAGUACAAGGAGCAAGUGAAGCAGCUCAAGGAGUCUGUCCCCUUUGCGGUGAGCUCGUCGGUCCAGCUGAUCGAGGUCAAGGGUCGGAAGGUGCGGGGUCGCCUCUAUCCCUGGGGCGUCGUCGAGGUGGAGAACCCGGAACACGGCGACUUCAUCAAGCUGCGCACCAUGCUCAUCACUCACAUGCAGGACCUGCAGGAGGUGACUCAAGAACUGCACUAUGAGAACUACCGGUCCGAACGACUGGCCGGCAAGGCGCCUCCAACGGCCAAGAAGCCAGUCGUGCCCCUGCCCGAGGAGAAGCUGACCGAGAAAGACAAGAUUCUGCAGGAGAAGGAGGCGGAGCUGAAGCGAAUGCAGGAGAUGCUCAAGAAGAUGCAGGAACAGAUGCAGCAAGGGGCCACAAAUGGGAGCGAACACCAGACCAAAGUCUGAAGAUGAUCGGGCAAUGUCUUUCUUUUUUGUGUGCCGAAGUUCUUUUUUUGCCAUCGAGAAAAUGUGCCACUCAAAGUCACAAGUUUUAAGUAAUGUUUGCAUUUGUUUUAUGCUUGUACUGCCAAAAUGAACCAUUUUUUUUAAUAAGCUUGAUUUUUAUAAUUUAUAUAUGUAUGGUGUGUUGUGUGCCAUAGCAUUUUCUUUUAUUAGCCUAGCAUAGUGUCCAGUAUUAGGUGGAAUGUCCAUUAUACCAGGGGAAGCAUAAAUCUUCAAAUAACAAGGAAGGGGAUAAAAGGUUUGUGAAAGCUUUUUUUUAUAAUAAUUUGCAAAUUUGAUAAAGACGGGAAAAAAAAAAUCCUAAUUUUCUGUGAACAUUUAACUUUGUUCCUACUGAAUGUUUUCUCUUGCCAAUGUCGUGUGGAUCUCUUUUUAAGUUGAAUUUGAAAGAAUGGAUUUGUGCGGUGAUGCUAGUUUUACAGUUCUUUGGAGUAAGAGUUGUUUGCAAAUAAUUACCUCUUAAAUAAGAAGCAUACCUUGCAUGUUACAAGUCUUUUUUUUUUUUUUUCUUUUUUUACACUAGCAUCAUGGCAAGGUGGAGUUUUUUUAAAAUGACAUAAUAGUGAAGUUAUUCUUUCCAUAACUAAGGUUCCACUGAAGAUUUGGAAUAGGCGUGAAACACUAUAUCGUAAAUAUUCUUUCAUAAAUGAUGUGUUCCAAGACUCCUCUUAGAAAAAAGUAAAUGGCAUACAGACCUGUUUAGUCUAGAUGUGAAGUGCCUUUGAAGCAUACUUUUUUUACAGAAGCUAAUUUUCUACCAACCUAAGUCAAGUUUCAUAUAAGUGAUUUUAUCUUCAUGUAUUUUUGUAAAGUGAAACAAUAAACAUGCAAAAUGCUUGUCUGUUUAAACCAAAAA
Molecule: messenger RNA, 2392 nt
Organism: Ixodes scapularis (black-legged tick)
Lineage: Eukaryota; Metazoa; Arthropoda; Arachnida; Ixodida; Ixodidae
Gene: Septin1
Product: septin-1
Exons: 9
Coding region: 382-1479 (365 amino acids)
Biological process (GO): regulation of exocytosis; cytoskeleton-dependent cytokinesis; cell division
Cellular component (GO): synaptic vesicle; microtubule cytoskeleton; septin ring
Molecular function (GO): molecular adaptor activity; GTP binding; GTPase activity
Source: RefSeq, a predicted model, not a curated record